ACCCUCGGUUAGUUGACUCGCGCCGGUCCGUAGAUGUUUUCUGCAGGAACUGUGUCGAUUUGAAGUCAUUUUAAAAAUAUAUACGCUUCUGACCGGCGGAGAUCAGCAUUAAUUCGGCUAAAUUUCAUUUUUGGAAAUGAGUAAGGUUGCUAAUCAGGUGCGAAGUUGUAGUUAGUGUGAAUUGUAAGCUAUGCUAAUGGCUGCUGGCUGCACGUGCACGAUAAGUCAUGUAGCUCGUUAGCUAAAAACGAAUAAAAAUGGAGCGUACUGACUAAAAUGUUUCAUAUAAAUUCGCAUUAGAAGCAGGUAAUUUAAUCAUUUCUGGUGUAGUUUUCAUUCAAAGUGUUCUGUCGUGUGUUGUAUCGUGUUUAGUGGCAAGAGCACCUUAUUUUAUAAAGUUGUGUUUGUAUUAUAAUUGUUUCUUGGUGUAACAAUAACAUUUCUUCAUAACUGUGGAGGUAAUAUUUACGUUACCUUAUGUGGCCACGCCCCCUUUUGAUCCUCAGACAAGAGCUUAUUUCAGGAUUGACAGCUGUCACUUAUGUGGCCACGCCCCCUUUUGAUCCUCAAGCAAGAGCUUAUUUCAGGAUUGACAUCUGUCACUUAUGUGGCCCCGCCCCCUUUUGAUCUUCAGGCACAGGAACACAGCAUGGCCUCCUAUGAGCAUCAGUGCUCCUGCUGUGCUCACCGCUCGACCCCAAGCGUCCAUCAAUCUCUAGAUGAAAUGGACUUUGAGAGAGGCAUAUGGUCAGCAGCUCUGGAUGGGGAUUUGGAGAGAGUCCAGUCAUUUUUGAAAAAAGGAACAGAUCCGAACACGAAGGACCAGGCUGGAUACACCGCUUUGCACUAUGCCAGUCGAGCAGCUCACCAGUCAGUCUGUGAGCUUCUCCUGGAUCAUGGCGCCUGUGCCAAUUCUCAGACACGCGGUGGCGCCACAGCUCUGCACAGAGCCACCUACUGUGGCCACAUGAGCAUCGUCAAGCUGCUGCUGAACCACAGAGCUGAUCCUUGCUUAACCGAUGAUGAUGGUUCGACACCUUUGCAUAAGGCUGCUGAGCAGGGCCAUCUGGAGAUGUGUGUGUUGUUAUUGAGCAAAUAUCCUGUGCUGAAAACCAUAAAAGAUAAAAAAUCACGCUUACCUGUAGAUCUUGGCCCAGACAACAAGACCUUCCUAGAGUUACUGAAGCCUCCACAAUGAUCACCGCCGUGAUUUCCUGAACGAGCCCUGAACCAUUGAAAGUGCUGCACAAGCUAAAAGACUUUCUUCAGAUUUUGGCUUUAUUUCAAUCUUUUGAAUGCCAUCCAUCCUCUUCCACAUUACCAUCAUCAUCCCCAAGGUCAUCUACACCCUCAUCUUCAUUUCCUUCCUCAUCCCUAUCCCCAUUCUCCCUCUAUCCUCAUCAACAUUAGCAUCAUCAUCAUCAUCAUCAUCUCCAAGCUCAUGCACCUUUAUCCCCAUUCCCAUCUUUAACUCUAUUCUCAUCCCCAUCCUUACCAUCAGUAUCAUUAUCCUUAUCUCCGAUCUCAACCCAUUCUUAUCAACAGCCCCAUCUUCACCUCCCUUCUCACUCCCUUCUCACCUAUUCGCAUCUCCAUUUUCAUACAAUCCUCAUCCUCAUAUCUAUCUUCAUCAUAUCCAUCCUCAUUUUCAGCUUCUUUCCCGUCCUUAUCCCUAUCCUUACUCCAUCCUCAAUCUCAUCCUGACCAGAAUUCUCAUCCCUGGCAUUGUUUUUUAUCCCCAGCUUUAUUUUUUACAAAGCUUUAUCCCUAACUCUGACAUUAUCCCUUACACCAUCUUCAUCUCCAUCCUCAUCCCCAUCAUCUCUCUUCUCCUCUGCUUCCACAACCUUAGAAUACUCUUUGCUCUGCUGACACAGGUUAUACUAAGCGCUAUAGAUGAGGUGAAUUAUAUUUCACAGCAGCUGAAACGUUUAUGUGAUGAUGCAGGAGGCUCAACUGUCAUGUAUUAUCAUGUAACUAUCACGUUCUACUGACAGCAUUGCAGUGCCACAAGUAUUAGUGCUCAAGUUGUCAGCAGAUGGCACCAUUGACCAGCCCAGUGCUUCUGUGACGUUCUGACCAUUUCUGUUCUGCCUCAUCAUUAGUCAUCUGAAUCAUCAUGGUGAAGUUCUACAUUUAUACACUUCUGCUUGUGUAUAUAUAUACACAUAUAUAUGUGUAUAUAUAUAUAUAUAUAUACACACACACACACAAAACCUACAUUUCUAGCCUCUUAUAAUCCUCUUAGGUAUCAAUAAUCUGUUAAUGGAAGUAAUACCAUAUUUUUUAACAUAAUAAAUAAUAGGUAUUCUAAACAGAGAUAUUUCUAUUUAUUAUAAUAAACCGUAUUUUCAAGUUGUACGACAUGUCGUGCUUAGAAUGUUUACUGCAUAAAGAAAUAAUGCAAUAAGUUUUU
Messenger RNA from Tachysurus vachellii, 2416 nucleotides. It is a transcript of the gene ankrd39, whose product is annotated as ankyrin repeat domain 39. Gene Ontology annotation, molecular function: protein binding. Lineage: Eukaryota; Metazoa; Chordata; Actinopteri; Siluriformes; Bagridae. The record is from RefSeq and is a predicted model, not a curated record. The transcript is spliced from 5 exons. Bases 542 to 1198 code for a protein of 218 amino acids.